This is a messenger RNA of Lagopus muta (rock ptarmigan), 3913 nucleotides long. RefSeq names its product TNNI3 interacting kinase (gene TNNI3K). The record is from RefSeq and is a predicted model, not a curated record. Gene Ontology annotation, molecular function: protein binding; ATP binding; protein kinase activity. NCBI's taxonomy places the organism in Eukaryota, Metazoa, Chordata, Aves, Galliformes, Phasianidae. Gene Ontology annotation, biological process: protein phosphorylation. The coding region runs from base 104 to 2605 and encodes 833 amino acids. The transcript has 25 exons.
CAGAGACCAUCAGGGUGUUUUUCAGCAGGGCCGUCGCUGCUCUUGAGCGAGGAAUCGUAUUACUGCAAGAACUCUGCUGAAACAAAGAAGAUACGUUGAACAAAUGGGAAAUUACAAAUCUAGACCAACCCAAACUUGCACUGAUGAAUGGAAGAAGAAAGUCAGUGAAUCGUAUGCUAUAAUCAUAGAGCGAUUAGAAGAUGACCUGCAAAUCAAAGACAAGGAGCUGGCAGAACUGAAGCACGUUUUUAGCUCUGAUGAAGCCUUCUGCAAAGUCAAUUUAAAUUACCGCACAGAUAAUGGGCUCUCUCUUCUUCACUUAUGCUGCAUAUGUGAGGGUAACAAAUCACAUAUAAGAACUCUUAUGCUAAAAGGACUGCGCCCAUCCAGAUUAACAAGAAAUGGAUUUACUGCUCUGCACUUGGCAGCUUAUAAGGACAACGCAGAACUCAUAACAGCACUGCUGCAUGGCGGAGCUGACGUUCAGCAGGUUGGAUAUGGAGCUCUGACAGCCCUUCACAUUGCCACCAUAGCUGGGCAUCACCAGGCUGUCGAUAUUCUUUUGCAGCAUGGAGCUUAUGUGAACGUUCAGGAUGCGGUUUUCUUCACCCCGUUGCACAUUGCUGCUUAUUAUGGCCAUGAACAGGUAACUCAUCUCCUGCUGAAGUUUGGAGCUGAUGUGAAUGCAAGUGGGGAAGUUGGAGACAGGCCUCUUCAUUUAGCUUCUGCCAAAGGCUUUCUCAAUAUCACAAAGCUCCUGAUGGAGGAAGGAAGCAAAGCUGAUGUGAAUGCUCAGGACAACGAGGACCACGUUCCUCUGCACUUCUGCUGUCGAUUUGGGCACCACGAGAUUGUCAAGUUCUUACUGCAUAGCAGCUUUGAAGUUCAGCCCCACGUGGUUAACAUCUAUGGGGACACACCGUUGCACCUUGCUUGUUACAGUGGGAAGUUUGACGUGGUCAAGGAAAUGAUUCAACUCUCAGGAACAGAAAGUCUCACUAAGGAGAACAUCUUCAGUGAAACGGCUUUCCACAGUGCUUGCACCUAUGGAAAGAACAUAGAACUUGUAAAAUUCCUUCUGGACCAGAAUGUCGUAAGCAUCAAUCACCAGGGAAGAGAUGGACAUACAGGACUGCACUGUGCUUGCUACCAUGGCCAUAUUCGUCUGGUGCAGUUUUUGCUGGAUAAUGGAGCUGAUAUGAAUCUGGUCGCUUGUGAUCCCAGCAGGUCCAGUGGAGAAAAGGAUGAGCAGACCUGCUUGAUGUGGGCUUAUGAGAAAGGUCACGAUGCCAUUGUGACCCUUCUGAAGCACUACAAAAGGCCUCAGGAUGAAUCACCCUGUAACGAAUACUCCCAGCCUGGAGGAGAUGGUUCCUAUGUGUCAGUUCCAUCCCCCCUGGGAAAGAUUAAAAGCAUGACCAAAGAAAAGGCAGACGUGCUCCUCCUCCGUGCUGGUUUGCCAUCACACUUCCAUCUUCAGCUCUCUGAAAUAGAGUUCCAUGAGAUCAUUGGCUCAGGGUCUUUUGGAAAAGUAUACAAGGGGCGAUGCAGAAAUAAAAUCGUAGCAAUUAAACGCUAUCGAGCCAACACCUACUGCUCCAAGUCUGACGUGGACAUGUUUUGCCGUGAAGUUUCCAUUCUCUGUCGACUGAACCAUCCAUGUGUCAUCCAGUUUGUUGGGGCGUGUUUGGAUGACCCGAGUCAGUUUGCCAUUGUCACUCAGUACAUUUCUGGAGGAUCGCUCUUCUCCCUGCUGCAUGAACAAAAGAGAACUCUCGAUCUGCAAUCUAAGUUGAUAAUUGCUGUAGACGUUGCCAAAGGAAUGGAGUACCUCCACAACCUCACACAACCUAUCAUACACCGUGAUUUGAACAGUCACAAUAUUCUGCUGUAUGAGGAUGGGCAUGCAGUUGUUGCUGAUUUUGGAGAAUCAAGAUUUUUGCAAUCCCUGGAUGAAGACAACAUGACAAAACAGCCUGGGAACCUGCGCUGGAUGGCUCCCGAGGUGUUCACUCAGUGCACGAGGUACACCAUCAAAGCUGAUGUGUUCAGCUAUGCUCUGUGUCUCUGGGAGCUGCUAACGGGCGAAAUUCCAUUUGCUCACCUAAAGCCAGCGGCAGCGGCGGCAGACAUGGCGUACCACCACAUCCGCCCGCCCAUCGGAUACUCCAUCCCCAAACCCAUCUGCGCGCUGCUGAUGCGGGGCUGGAACGCCUGCCCAGAGGGUAGACCAGAAUUCUCAGAAGUGGUCACAAAGUUGGAAGAAUGUCUGUGCAACAUUGAGUUGAUCUCUCCAGCUUCCAGCAACAGCAGUGGCUCUCUGUCUCCCUCCUCAUCCUCAGACUGUCUUGUUGCACGUGGAGGACCUGGCCGCAGUCACGUCGCAGCACUGCGCAGUCGUUUUGAGUUGGAAUACGCUUUGAAUGCAAGAGCUUACGCUGUCUGGUCACAGAGCACUGGGCAGCACCCUUCUCAGGGUCUGUCUUUGGAUGACAUGAGGAGAAACUUCCAGUACCCUCCAAUUGACAAAAACGGUUAUGUGUCGGACCCCAUGAGCACCAUGAGGUUUCACUCCUGCAGCAGCAGCUUCGAGGAGAGCAGCUGACAGCACAGUGACUUCCUGCAGAGGGCUCCCAGGACCUGAGCAGCAAGAGUCAGACUGGGCAGCCCAGAACUGAACCACUUCAUCUGCUGGUGGUGAGCAUCCCCAUGAUGAGCUUUGUGCCAUCACCUGCUGCUGCUGACAUGGAGGAGGCAGCUUCUUUUGGUGGUGUGUAUCUGAUUUUAACAAAACUUUUACUAAAAUCACAUGCUUCAGUCUUUCAGUAACAAAAAGACUAAAACAGGCACUCCAAAACAAACCUUUAACCAGAAGGGAAACCUGAAAUGAAGCCAGGUUAAGAAACAGAAUACAGAGCAGGGAAACGGACUGUACUUACAUCCAUACCAACAUGCACCCACUUAUGGCUGCUUUGUACCAUCUCCUGGUAAUACAUCAACAGCAGACACUUGAAAAUAACAGGAAAAGCUUUUAUGGGCAGAAAAGUCUUUACCUGGCCAAGUGCUUGUAAACAACUUUACUGGUAAUUAAAAUAGCUGGCUCCUUGAAGAAAGCGGUUUUUGUUAAUUGGUCUCUCUGAAAGAUGCACCAGGUUUCAGAGGAAAGCAUGUUGUAGAGCAGUGAUCAUUUACCAAUACAAAUGAGAACUCUGCAAAAUGUAAAUUACUGAACAAAAUCACACAGAAUCACAGGCUGUCAAAGAAUGGAAGGGUCCUGAAACGAUCACCCAGUCCCAUCCCUCUGGGAGAGCAGGACCAGCUAAAUCAGGUCACACAGGAAUGCACCCAGGCAGGUUUUGAAUGUCCCUCCCAAGCUCUGUGGACAGCCCAAUCCAGUGUUGUGUUAUUCUCACUGUGAACAAGUUUUUUCUCACAUUUACGUGGACCCUCCUAUGGUCCAGUUUGCACCCAUUGGCCCUUGUCAUGUCAUAACAUACCCUAAAAGUCAUUUGCAGGAAUGGAAUUCAUUCGUGCCAUUCCCUGAGAAGUCAAAGAAACAUGUUGAAAUUCUCAUACAGAACAUGACAGUGAGGUUUCUUUUCCUACUUUUAAGGACAGCAGUGCCUGCAACCACAGCGAUAUUUCAGAUUGUUAUAUUGAGACAUACAUACCAGGAACAGAUGAUCUACAGCAAAAUAAACCAUCACCCCAGCAAGUGAGCCAUACCUCCCACCAGCACUCAGCCUGGUACCCAGACCUGGCCUGUCCUGCUGGAGCCCCGGCACAGCAGGCAGAUGUGGGGCCAAGGGUGUGACCCAAGGGGGGCUGCCAUGGGCUGCAGGCAGCAAAGCAGCCAUGAUGCUCCCUUUGUGCAACUGCGCACACAAAUCACUGAAAAUCCCAACCCGUGAAA